Messenger RNA from Drosophila subobscura, 983 nucleotides. Its product is annotated as alcohol dehydrogenase. The record is from RefSeq and is a predicted model, not a curated record. Gene Ontology annotation, biological process: alcohol metabolic process. Gene Ontology annotation, molecular function: alcohol dehydrogenase (NAD+) activity. Bases 49 to 813 code for a protein of 254 amino acids. The transcript is spliced from 4 exons. Lineage: Eukaryota; Metazoa; Arthropoda; Insecta; Diptera; Drosophilidae.
AUCUACUGUUUCGCUCAAGUCAGGAACUACAAAAGCAAAAGACUCAACAUGUCACUUACAAACAAGAAUGUUGUUUUCGUGGCUGGUCUGGGAGGUAUUGGCCUGGACACCAGUCGGGAGUUGGUUAAGCGAGAUCUGAAGAAUCUGGUCAUCCUGGAUCGCAUUGACAAUCCAGCGGCCAUUGCCGAACUGAAGGCAAUCAAUCCCAAGGUGACCGUCACCUUCUACCCUUAUGAUGUGACUGUACCUGUCGCAGAGACCACCAAACUCCUGAAGACCAUCUUUGCCCAGAUCAAGACCAUCGAUGUCCUGAUAAACGGUGCUGGCAUCCUCGACGAUCAUCAGAUUGAGCGUACUAUUGCCGUUAACUACACUGGCCUGGUCAACACCACCACAGCCAUUCUGGACUUUUGGGACAAGCGCAAGGGCGGCCCAGGUGGCAUCAUUUGCAACAUUGGCUCCGUUACCGGUUUUAAUGCCAUCUACCAGGUGCCCGUUUACUCUGGCAGCAAGGCGGCGGUGGUUAACUUCACCAGCUCCCUGGCGAAACUUGCACCCAUCACUGGAGUCACCGCAUACACUGUGAAUCCGGGCAUCACCAAGACCACUCUGGUGCACAAAUUCAACUCGUGGCUGGAUGUGGAGCCCAGAGUGGCGGAGAAGCUGCUGGAGCAUCCCACCCAGACCUCUCAGCAGUGUGCCGAGAACUUUGUCAAGGCCAUUGAGCUGAACAAGAAUGGUGCCAUCUGGAAAUUGGACUUGGGAACUCUGGAGUCCAUCACAUGGACCAAGCACUGGGAUUCGGGCAUCUAAACGGGAUACCCGCACCACAAUGCAUUCAAUGGCUUUAAGCUUUUAGCUUCGUUUUUCCACUCAAUUGUUACGUAUAUAUCUACAUAUGGCAAUAAGGCUGAUUUGAUUCUCUUUAAAUGGAACCCCGUUUUGAAUAUGAUAAUAAAAAUUAUAUUUGAGAAAUUUAAACA